UUUGGGGCUCGGCCGUGUGCGUGUGUGGGGCUGGCGCUUUGGGGGUCCCGGGGGCACCCUCGGCCUUGGCCAACAGCCAUGGGGCAAGGCUGGGCUUGUGCAGCCCUGGGGCACCAAGCUGGCACGGGCAGCGUGUCACCAGCAGGGACCCCGAGGGCUCCUGGCCCCCCAAAUGCCCCCGAGCCCAGCCAAGGGCUCCGCAAGGGUGGGGACCCCGAGGGCUUCAGAUGCCACGUCCCAUCCCCGGGGACACAGCGGGACCCCCCCGCACCGCGUGUCCCCACAAAACCGCGCCUCUGCGCCUUGGGGCUGGGCGUUUGCCAAGGGUGGGGCCCCGGGGCGGGUCCCCAAGCUCCCGUCGGGGAUAAAAGGAGCCCGGGGGUGGCCUUGGCGACAGCGAUGGCGAGCUCGUGGAUGCUGCUGCUGGCGGUGCUGGGGGGAGCCUGCGCCCUCCCCGCCCCGGAGCCCUUCGCCUACACCCAGGCGCUGGCCCAGGCUGUGAAUUCCUACAACCAGCGCCCAGAGGUGAAGAAUGCCUUCAGGCUGCUCAGCGCCGAGCCCCAGCCCGAGCCGGGCGUGGAGCUGAGCUCGCUGCAGUCAUUCAACUUCAGCAUGAUGGAGACGGAGUGUGCCGCCAGCGCCCGCAGCGACCCCGAGGACUGCGCCUUCAAGGAGAACGGGGUCAUCCUGAAGUGCUUGGGGAUGGUGAAGAUGCAGCAGGAAUCCCCUGAGAUCGACGUGAGCUGCUCCGACGCCUCCUCCGACACGGUUCUGGUCGUGCGCGGUCUUGUUGGGCGCUUCGGGAGCUUCAUGAGCAAGGCCUCACACUUACUACCCAAGCUCGAUUCCUUACUGAGCAAGAUCCUUUCCCUCCUGCCCAAGACCCAGCCUACACCACCCAACAUCCAACGCUUCCCGUCCAAGGUCCAGCCUUUGCCGGGAAACAUGCAGCCCUAA
This is a messenger RNA of Catharus ustulatus (Swainson's thrush), 957 nucleotides long. RefSeq names its product antimicrobial protein CAP18-like. Gene Ontology annotation, cellular component: extracellular region. The record is from RefSeq and is a predicted model, not a curated record. NCBI's taxonomy places the organism in Eukaryota, Metazoa, Chordata, Aves, Passeriformes, Turdidae. Gene Ontology annotation, biological process: antimicrobial humoral immune response mediated by antimicrobial peptide; innate immune response; defense response to Gram-positive bacterium. Gene Ontology annotation, molecular function: lipopolysaccharide binding. Bases 79 to 957 code for a protein of 292 amino acids. The transcript has 4 exons.